AUGGAGGUCGACACGAUCGACAGGUCGGCGACAAAGUUGGGAGACAACGGCGCCAUCGUCGUGGAAAAGCCCCGGAUGGAUCUGGUCUCCCGAAGCGAGAAAGCGAAGCUGCGGAGGAUGAGGGAGGCAAACGAGGUCUAUGGCCGGGGCAAGAAGAUCAACACGAAGCAAAUCAAGGACAAGAAGCUGCGCACCAACUUGAAGCGUCUGGAGAGCAAAUACCAGGAUGCUACGGUCAAGGCCAAGGAUGCCGAGCUCCUGCUCGAAAACACCAGCGGCUUCCUCGAAGCCGAGGGGGAACUCGAGCGGACGUACAAGGUCCGGCAAGACGACAUCACCUCCAGCGUCGCCGUCGAGACGGCACAGAAGCGCUUCGAUCUGAACCUCGACCAGCUGGGACCCUACAUCUGUGACUACACGAGAAAUGGCCGGGAACUGCUUCUGGCCGGCCGGAAGGGCCAUGUGGCGACGAUGGAUUGGCGGGAGGGCAAGCUCGGGUGCGAAGUCCAGCUGCACGAAACGAUCCGGGAUGCCAAGUGGCUGCACAAUAACCAGUACUUUGCCGUGGCGCAGAAAAAGUACGUCUACAUCUACGACCGCGACGGCGUCGAGCUGCACUGCAUGAAGAAGCUCAUGGACGUGUCCCACAUGGAGUUUCUCCCCUACCACUUCCUCCUCGCGACGAUUGGGACGGUGGGAAUUCUCAAGUACCAAGACACCUCCACCGGUCAGCUGGUGGCCGAGAUGGGCACCCGACUCGGCCAACCCGUCUCCAUGGCGCAGAACCCGUACAACGCCAUCCUUCACGUCGGACACCAGAACGGCACCGUCACCCUUUGGUCGCCCAACUCGCAGGAGCCGCUGGUGAAGCUGCUGGCGCACCGCGGCCCGGUCCGGUCGCUGUCGGUCGACCGAGAGGGGCGGUACAUGGUUUCCACCGGGCAGGACCUGAAGAUGGCCGUGUGGGACAUUCGCAUGUUUCGCGAGGUCAGCAACUACUACACGCGGCAGCCGGCCUCGUCGGUCGCCAUCUCCGACACGGGCCUGACGGCGGUCGGGUGGGGAACGCAGACGACGAUUUGGAAGGGGCUCUUCGACAAGAAUGCGCCGGCGCAGCUCCAGGUCCAGAGCCCCUACAUGGCGUGGGGCGGCGAGGGCAAGCGGAUAGAGCGGGUGAGGUGGUGCCCGUACGAAGACAUUCUCGGCGUCGGCCACCACCAGGGCUUCUCCUCCCUCGUCGUGCCGGGAGCGGGCGAGGCCAACUUUGACGCGCUCGAGGUCAACCCGUUCGAGACGACGAAGCAGCGGCAGGAGGCCGAGGUCAAGGGCCUGCUGAACAAGCUGAAGCCCGAGAUGAUCGCCCUCGACCCCAACUUCGUCGGCAACCUCGACCUGCGGUCGGACGCGCAGCGGAAGGCGGAGAGGGACCUCGACGCGCCGGCGACGACGGUCGCCGACGAGAUCCGGAACCGGGCCCGGGGCAAGAACGGCGCGCUCAAGAAGUACCUGAGGAAGCAGAGGAAGAAGAACGUCAUCGACGAGAAGCGGCUGCGGGUGGACGAGCUGUGGAAGCAGCAGCAGGAGAAGAACGGCAAGAGGCGCAAGGAGGCCGAGGCGGAUCUGGGGCCGGCGCUGUCGCGGUUUGCUAGGAGAGAAUAG
This is a messenger RNA of Drechmeria coniospora, 1659 nucleotides long. Its product is annotated as small nucleolar ribonucleoprotein complex subunit. Gene Ontology annotation, biological process: maturation of SSU-rRNA from tricistronic rRNA transcript (SSU-rRNA, 5.8S rRNA, LSU-rRNA). The record is from RefSeq and is a predicted model, not a curated record. The transcript is spliced from 2 exons. Gene Ontology annotation, cellular component: 90S preribosome; small-subunit processome; nucleolus. Lineage: Eukaryota; Fungi; Ascomycota; Sordariomycetes; Hypocreales; Ophiocordycipitaceae. Gene Ontology annotation, molecular function: protein binding. Bases 1 to 1659 code for a protein of 552 amino acids.